AUGAUGAUGGAGAACAUCGAGGAGCUCUCGCCCCUUCGCAUCACCCCUACAGUCCGUGCUCUGAGCUCCGCGCUGCGGGGGAAGCGUGAAGAUGUCCACGGUUCCAGCCGUGUAAACGGUGACAGGGUAUUCCCUGAACCGGAGAAGCUUUGGUUUAAGGAGAGCAGCGCUAAAAAUCUACGAAACAGGGACUUCUUGUCGCCGACCACGAUGCUUAACACGCUGUACGCCGACGGACAGGUCCCUCCAGCAGUGAUGUCCAGAGUGCUGUCCCUUCGUGGUAGUGGGGUUCUCCCUGUGGCUGGUGGGGAGGUGAUGGGUGAAGGUCUAAGGGUACGGGUGGAUCGGGCUGCCACAUUCAGGGCCGUUCUGGCGGGUGGAGCUGCAGAGUACCUGAAGCCCUUGAGUCAUAGGCAGGGCUGUGUGGUGCUCAACUGCCCCGCACUGCACCCUAAGUCCAACACACCCAGUCCUGACACAAUGAGUUUAGGCCAGCUGAGGACUGUUCUUCUGGCUGACCACAUGGGGGCACUGCUGAGAAGACAGGGAUAUGCCGUGUCCUUCUGCCCCACACUUCCUGAAGACAGCGACAUCAUCAGUUUCCUCCGAGCCCUGGGAAUCGAUUGGCCGACAGCCCCGGGUAAUUGGACGAAUGAAGAGCGGGAGGAGAAGAUUCAGGACUCGCUAGAGAAGUCUCAAUACAGAGAGAGGGAAAUGGAGAGAGGCAGGAGAGCUAGCGGAGGGGGAGGGAGGAAAGCAGAGGAGGGAGAGAACGAAGGAGCACUCAGGAUCAACCUGAAGCAAGUUUUUCAAGAGGAGGGGCUGCCGGGAUACGACCCCAGCCUUGGCACCUGCACGGUUAACAGAGACGGCGUUUCCCAAUUGGCACAACUGGACCUAUCCACAACUGACUGCACAGCAGCCAUGGUAACAGUGUUACAUGCGACUUCCUGUCAAGAUGAGUUCCGCCAGCAGCAGAUAGCAAUGCUGUGGAGAGCCAGCGGAGCCAAACACACACAGAGGCAUCUUGUUUGUGGGCCUGUGAAGACUCCUGGUUCACACCUGACUGCUGCACAGUACUUGCAGUUGAGAAGAGGUCAGAUGAAAGAGGCCUCCGAGAUGAAGUAUGGAGAUCAAGUAGAAGGUCAGACGUGGGAGGACAUCAUCAAGGUCAUGACCUCUGCUGCAGUCAGAUUUGAGCUGCUGUCGACUGUCCACACUAGUCCUGUGACGCUGGACGUCAAGAGGGAAGGCGGUGUGUCGACCAAGGGGCCCAGAGGAGGAGUGUUUGUGAUGUAUAACUGCGCCCGAUUGCACACUCUGUUCGACAGCUACGAGAGAGGAGUGGAGAAAGGUCUUUACCCAGAAAUCCCAGAGGACUCCCAGCUGGACUUCUCUGCUCUGAAAGAAGAGGGUGAAUGGCUUCUCCUGUUCAAUUACCUCAUUCCAUUCUCGGAGCUGCUUGAACAAUCGGGACAGGCUCUGGAUAGCGAAGGGGGUGGAGCCAGAGUGAACAUAAAAACUGAACAGAUCUGUAAAUUUCUCGUGUCGCUCAGUAAAGACUUUAGCUCCUACUACAACCGGGUCCACGUGCUGGGGGAGCCACUGCCUCAUCUCUUCAACCAAAUGUUUUGUCGUUUGUAUCUGCUGAGAGCAUUGAGAGAGCUCUACCACAGCGCUCUGGACACCCUUAACCUUCCCCCCAUCAGGCAACUAUAGCCCCGACAUAAUUCACCCACCCUUCACUGUUGGCUCUACCUCCCUGCCUUCCCUACGCACACACCAUAUCCAUGUGUAUUGUGUGUGUCUAGCUGACACCUUUUUUGGCAAUAUUAAAACAAAUUAUGACAUUUCACUUGCCCACUGUCCCGCUUCUGCAUUUCCCUGUCAGUGUAUUGUGACAUAUUCUAACUGUCUGGUUAUUUCAAUGAAUAGUGUAGCUACAUUAUAUAAAGUGGAUCCUGUUCUGUUUUUUUUUUUCUGGGCUGAAAGAUUUUCUUGGACAAUUUAAGCUGCUUGUAUGCUGUAAAAGAAAUAUUUUGACAUUUGGGUUGCUGCUUAUUUGCUUUCUUACUGACUGAUGAGAAAUUCUUCCUUGUCUCAAGCUGUGUGCUUUUGUACUAUCUCUUCACACACUUACAAAUACAGCUACAGAAGUGCUGCAUAAUUACCUGUCAGCAUUUCAGUUGUGUCAGUCUUCUGUACAUAGAAAAAGGGGCGAUGCCACUAACCAGCAGUCAUUUACAGUGAUGGCAUGCCAAUUGCUAGCUAGCCAGCAGCGGCAGCUUUUUUUCUGAUGGACAUGGUUUGCUGUUUCUUGGAGUAUAUGCCUGUUACAGUGUCAUGUUUACUAUUAGAAAUUUUGGCAAUAUAUGUGCGGUCAGAAGAUUGCAAAAUAUAGCUGCUAGCAGUUCAUGUUCUUUAACAUAAAAUGCAUAACUUGCCGUUUUUGAUUUAAGACUUAGCCAGUUAAAUUCACUUUACAAUACACACUACACUACACUAAACAAGUACUUAAGGUAUAUAGUAUACUACACUAUGAUAUACAUAAUAUGCUACGCAAGACAUAUUGCUUGGCACCCUUUGGAUGUAUAGAAAUUGGAAGCUACUACAGCUAGUUAGCUUUCCUCAGCUAGUUAGUUAGCUAAUUAUCUUAACGCGACAAGUGAGAAAAGAGCGAGCCUGGCUCUAAAUCAAGAUAACAAAGUCCACCUAUGAAUUUUUAAAGUGUGCUAAUUGGAACAUUAUAACUUGUUUGUU
Haplochromis burtoni (Burton's mouthbrooder) is the source of this 2760-nucleotide messenger RNA. It is a transcript of the gene dalrd3, whose product is annotated as DALR anticodon binding domain containing 3. Bases 1 to 1719 code for a protein of 572 amino acids. The transcript has 13 exons. Gene Ontology annotation, biological process: arginyl-tRNA aminoacylation; tRNA C3-cytosine methylation. The record is from RefSeq and is a predicted model, not a curated record. NCBI's taxonomy places the organism in Eukaryota, Metazoa, Chordata, Actinopteri, Cichliformes, Cichlidae. Gene Ontology annotation, molecular function: tRNA binding; ATP binding; arginine-tRNA ligase activity.